AUGGCUGGAGAAGCUCUGAACAGGAGAAACUCCUGGGAGCCAAGCGUCUUCUACUCAUUAGGACUGGAAACCUUUUGCUUUGCAGGGCAUGAGAUCAGCAUCCGGGAAUCCCUGGACACAUACGGUGCCCUCAUCUGGCCUGGGGCAGUGACGUUGUGCAACUACCUGGAAAAGGAACGGGAGCAAUUUAAUAUGCUGGAUAAGGCAGUGCUGGAGAUUGGAGCGGGAACAGGGCUGUUGUCCAUCGUGGCCAGUUUAAUGGGUGCAUGGGUGACCGCCACGGAUCUGCCCGAAAUCCUCAACAACUUGAACUUUAACCUCUCGCGCAACACAAGAGGUCGCUGCAGGUACACACCACAGGUGGCCCAGCUGACCUGGGGGGAGGAUCUGGCCCGUAACUUCCCCAGCUCCAUCUACAACUACGACUACAUCCUCUGCGCAGAUGUCGUGUAUCACCAUGACUGUCUGGAUGACCUGCUCAUCACCAUGAAGCACUUCUGCAGGCCUGGCACGACCUUGCUCUGGGCCAACAAGAUCCGUUUCCAGUCAGAUCUGCGUUUCAUUGACAAAUUUAAGGCAACCUUCAACACCACGCUGCUAGCAGAGAUCCCAGAGGAAGAGGUGAGAAUCUACCAGGCCACGGCCCUGCAGUGAGACAGGAGAGAGAAGAUACCAAGAGCAAGAAAUAGAAGCACAAAAUCACGUCCAGUUUGCUGGAAUUAUAAUGUGUGUAUUCUGUGUAAUAGUGUGUGGUGUGUGAUGUUUGUCAGUUUUAGGAAAUGUCCAUCAGCUCUGGAUUAACAUGAACAUUCCUGACAUCAGUACAUAACGCAUAACUCUCAAACAACAGACUCUUAAUUCCUGGUGUCACAUGUUUACGCUACAUAAUAACCAA
Astyanax mexicanus (Mexican tetra) is the source of this 895-nucleotide messenger RNA. RefSeq names its product methyltransferase 21C, AARS1 lysine b (gene mettl21cb). The record is from RefSeq and is a predicted model, not a curated record. Gene Ontology annotation, cellular component: cytosol; cytoplasm. The coding region runs from base 1 to 654 and encodes 217 amino acids. Gene Ontology annotation, biological process: peptidyl-lysine methylation. Lineage: Eukaryota; Metazoa; Chordata; Actinopteri; Characiformes; Acestrorhamphidae. The transcript has 4 exons. Gene Ontology annotation, molecular function: protein-lysine N-methyltransferase activity.